UGAUGCAUUUCGCGCCAUUUGUUGUACUUUAUUUUGGUUUUAACGACGCACGACUUGAAUUUCAGUCUAUUGUUAAUAACUACAAUGACUACCUUAAUAGAACAGUUAAUUACGAAAAUGGGCCUAAGGGAGGAGCCAAACGUGCUAGAGAAAACCACCGAACUAGUACGCCUCCUGGAACUGCGCUCCACGAAUGUCCCUCUGCAGAUCAAUGAGUACGGAAAGAUAGUGCUGUGUGCGGAUCUUGCUUCCUGCAUGAUUGGCAUCUUGUUCGACAAGGAGCAGGCACUGAAAUUGUCCGGAUUGCGCAAGAGCCACUACCUCAACAACAAGCGGAUGUUCGAGAAGCUAUUGGACCUAAACAAAUUGGCUAGCGUGAAUGACAUCUGUGUCCAGCUGGGUCUCAACGAAGUUGCCCGCAAGGCGGAGGAGCUUAUGACUCUCUUCAAGGGCGUAGCGGCCACCGAGGACACGGGUACCGACACCAGCCAUCCUCAGUACGCCACCAUGGCCGUGUUCCAGGCCUGCCGCCUGCUCAAAAAGAAGGUUUCGAAGUCAAAGCUCAUGCCCUUCAGUAAUCUUCGACCUUCCCAGUUUCAGCUGCUCGAGCAGCAGUGGGAACGCAUGAUAGCUAAGCACCACAAGGAGAGCAAAGUACCAUCCAGCACCGAUAUGGAUGGUAAACUUAAGGAGAACCAGAAUGAGAAUAUCCAGGGUCAGGUGGCAAAGAAGGCAUAUAAGCCUCCAGCGGAGGACUACGAAAUAUGGAAGGCUCGAAUGUUGGCCAAGGCGCAGGCCAAAUUGAAGGAAUUGGAAGCAGCCCAUUCGCAUAUGGAUAGUCAGCUUUCCGAGAAUUAGGCAUAUAUAUUUU
Drosophila sechellia is the source of this 871-nucleotide messenger RNA. RefSeq names its product Origin recognition complex subunit 6 (gene Orc6). The transcript is spliced from 2 exons. The record is from RefSeq and is a predicted model, not a curated record. Lineage: Eukaryota; Metazoa; Arthropoda; Insecta; Diptera; Drosophilidae. Gene Ontology annotation, cellular component: nuclear origin of replication recognition complex. The coding region runs from base 85 to 858 and encodes 257 amino acids. Gene Ontology annotation, molecular function: DNA binding. Gene Ontology annotation, biological process: DNA replication initiation; DNA replication.